CCAUACCCUUACCCUCAUCUUGACCAUAACCCUUACCUAACUCUAAACUUAACCUUAACCCCUACCUUAACCGUUUUAAAUUUAAACUUAAAUUGGGUGACGUCAGAGUUCAGAGUCCUCACAAGGAUCCCGUUUAGACAUCUUAGUUUUUUAGUAUCUCCCUUUGAGUUUACGAGAUCUCCCCCCGAAUCCUGAGCGAGGCAGUCACCGAAACGAGAGGCGAUACCCUCCUGCACAACAUGGCUACAAUUGUAACCUCGACCAGAUUUACAGACGAAUAUCAGCUGUACGAGGAGCUCGGAAAGGGCGCCUUCUCCGUUGUCCGGCGAUGCGUUAAAAAGUCCAACGGCCAGGAAUUUGCUGCUAAAAUUAUCAACACGAAAAAACUCUCAGCAAGAGAUCAUCAAAAACUGGAACGAGAGGCCCGCAUCUGUCGCCUGCUCAAACAUCCCAACAUAGUACGACUACACGAAAGUAUCUCAGAGGAAGGCUACCAUUACCUUGUCUUUGACCUUGUCACCGGUGGAGAGCUGUUUGAAGACAUUGUUGCCAGAGAGUAUUACAGUGAGGCCGAUGCCAGCCAGUGUAUCAAUCAGAUCCUGGAGAGUGUCCACCACAUGCACCAGCAUGACAUUGUGCACAGGGACCUCAAGCCAGAAAACCUGCUCCUGGCCAGUAAGCUGAAGGGAGCUGCAGUGAAGUUGGCUGACUUUGGGCUGGCCAUCGACGUGCAGGGAGACGAGCAAGCAUGGUUCGGUUUUGCAGGCACUCCAGGCUACCUCUCUCCAGAGGUCUUGAGGAAGGACCCCUACGGCAAGCCGGUGGAUAUCUGGGCCUGUGGUGUUGUCCUGUACAUUCUCCUGGUGGGCUACCCUCCCUUCUGGGAUGAAGAUCAGCACAAGCUCUAUCAGCAGAUCAAGGCUGGGGCCUACGAUUUCCCCUCCCCAGAGUGGGACACAGUGACCCCCGAAGCCAAGAACCUGAUCAACCAGAUGUUGACCAUCAACCCUGCCAAGAGGAUCACUGCUGACCAGGCUCUCAAGCACCCAUGGAUCUGUCAACGUUCCACAGUGGCUUCCAUGAUGCACCGACAAGAGACUGUGGAGUGCCUGCGCAAGUUCAACGCCAGGAGAAAACUCAAGGGAGCCAUCCUCACCACCAUGCUGGUGACCAGAAACUUCUCAGUGGGCCGACAGCACACCAGCCCUGCGGCCACCACCAGCACAGCUGCUCUUGCUUCAGAAGCAUGCAAAAGUUUACUCAACAAGAAGUCGGAUGGUGGAGUGAAGCCGCAGACAAACAACAGUAAAAACAGUGUAGUGAGCAGUACCAGCAGCACCAAAGACAGCAGCAUAUCAUCUUCAGCACCAAUGGAACCACAGACCACUGUCGUGCACAACCCAGCUGACGGCACCAAGGGCUCUACAGAGAGCUGUAACAUCACAGAAGAGGAGGAUGUGAAAGGUAGGAAAGCUCGCAAACAGGAGAUCAUCAAGAUUACUGAGCAGCUGAUUGAGGCCAUCAACAACGGAGACUUCGAGGCUUACACGAGAAUCUGUGACCCCGGACUAACCUCGUUUGAACCUGAGGCUUUGGGAAACCUGGUGGAGGGCAUGGACUUCCACAAGUUCUACUUUGAGAACUUGUUGAGUAAGAACAGCAAGCCGGUCCACACCACCAUCCUGAACCCCCAUGUGCACCUGAUUGGGGAGGACGCGGCCUGCAUCGCCUACAUCCGCCUGACCCAGUACAUCGACAGCCAGGGGCGCCCGCGCUCCUGCCAGUCAGAGGAGACCCGCGUGUGGCACCGCCGCGAUGCCAAGUGGCUCAACGUGCAUUUCCACUGUUCAGGAGCGCCUGCCGCACCUCUCCAGUGAACCUUUAUCAGACACAGCUUUGCCUGAAUUCUGAAGCCGAUUGGAGCAUUUUCUCAGUGGUCGGAUUGGCGCCAAGAGCCCUGCCAGAAGAGAUCGCUUGGAAGUUUAAAAUCUAAGGGGAAAAUAUAACAAAAUAAAAUAUUUUAAAGCCGACCGACUGACAACACCACCACCACCAAUCCAGUCCAACCCUAGCUAUAUGUUGGGGGCCGGCUGUAGCUGAAGCCCUGCCCUCCGGACGGUGCAUGCUUCUGACGCCCACAGGGGGGCGCUGUCUUGUCCUUUUCCAUGGAUCCAUAUUUUUUUGCAGUUUUGAAAGGUGUUUAAAGUAUUAACAUAUGUCAAAUAAAUUAUCAAAAAACCUUCACAUUUAUUCAGCAGGUAUGGUAGUAAUGAUUAAAGAAAAUAAAUGUGAAUUUUCUAUAAAAAAAAAUAGAAAAAGGAGAACACCCUAAUUUUUGUGGAGGUUGUUUUUUUGUUUUGUUUGUUUCACAGUUAACAUAUCUAAUUAUUUCUGUUGUUGGAUGCAAACAAAUGCUAGAAGGGAACAUUUCUGAAAAACAAAAAGCUUGAUUCAAUCCGUAUCGCAGGUUCAGCGCUAUGGCGCGAUUGAAAUAUAAAGGUCAUUUUUAUGAUUGAGCUGACCGAUGCAGCGUUUGCCCUGAAUGCAGUCUCCAUGAACGUGAGCACAUUGCCUUUAAAUUUCAAACGCGUGCUGAACUUCCGCGAUACGAAUUGAACCAAGCUCUAAAUUGUUACUUACAGUAAUAUCAACAUUUUAGACAUUGUUUUAAUGUAGAUGUUAUCUUUUUAUGGGUCGGGUGCGUUGCAGAAGGGACUCUGUUUUUUAGUAUUCUGAUGUGUUAUUGUGGACCUCUUCAUUUUUAUCCCCUGAAUGAUGCUGUAUUUGAAAGUAUUUUGUGUGUGAAGAUUUUUUUUAAUGGGGACUUUAUUUAAUAUAGUAAUGUAUACAUUCAUAUUUAUAAGGAGAAAGACUUUACUUUCAGGGUUUGGAUGCGUGUGUGAGAGUGAAGAUGUGUUCUCAUGUCCCUAUAGCUCCCUUUUCAAGCUCGUUUGCGCUUUGAGAUCCCCAGUGUAUAUGCACACAUGCAUGCUCACACAAGGCCCAAAAUCAAGCUCACUGUGCUGUGCCCUUUGGGUAUGUAGACCAGCUAGCUCCUCCAGCAACAGGCCACAUUCUCCUGACCAGCACAACCUGAAGUUGCAGAACACUACUAUUGGUUCAGUGUGCCGAGUUUGCCUUCUUCCUUGGGCCACUAGAGGGCACAUGGCACAAUCAAGCCUACUGCUACUAUUCUGACGGAGACCCCAAACCACAAACUCUGAAAGCUCGUACUCUUCUCCUUCCUAUUGUUUUCUACUCUGACUUUAACAUGUUUGAUAAAACAUUUUUGGGGAGAAAUAUGGAAAAAUGUAAUAAAAUCUAAAAUGGCCGGUACUGUUUGGCACAAACUUGAGACUCAAUGCUGUUCUGUUCACUCCCCGGAUGAACGUUUCUGCAACUUCAGGUUAAGCUCACUUACUCCUGGGGUCUCUACCUGUGUUUCUGUAGUUAGUGACCCUGCUAAUCAGCUUUCUAUUAGCGCCACUCAGUGUGAUAUCACCCUUUGCCUGUCUCUCUUGUUCUGGUCCCUGUCCUGUUCUGGAACAUUGUAUAUUGUCCGUCUUCGCUUGCCAUACCUCUCUGUAAAGUCAUUGGCACUAAAAGCAUGUGAAAAUGAAAACGCUGUAAAGUGGGGUGUUGAGUUGGCCAGUGGCUGGUGGUGGCAUGUCGAACAGCUGGCUGGGGAAGGGCCGGGAGGUGGAUCUGGGGGCCACGCUUAAGGCAAUCCAUGGAUUGGUCCCUUUAUCCCGGUUUCAGUUGUAACUGUUCUAGAUGUUAGUGUUUGUACUGUUGGUAUUAUUAUGAAUAAUCCAUUUCUUUUUGAGAUUGGAGCUGGAAAUAUGGGGAGGCAGUUGAGGUGGGGGUUGGGGCUCAGGCAGCUGGCCAAUCACACCCAAGCCUCCCCUGUCCAACCCAAUUCCCACAAUACACAUAUGUGGAAUCAACACACACACAGUGCACUCCCAAUGCAAAUUAUAUUUGAAUAUAUAUAUACACUGAACAAAAAUAUAAACACAACAUGUAAAGUGCUGGUCCCAUGUUUCAUGAGCUGAAAUAAAGAUCCCAGAAAUGUUCCAUACUCACAAAAAGCUUAAAUAUCUCAAAUGUUGAGGACAAAUUUGUUUACAUCCCUCUUAAUGAGCAUUUCUCCUUUGCCAAGAUAAUACAUCCGCCUGACAGGUGUGGCAUAUGAAGAAGCUGGUGCUCCCUGUGCUGUGGACAAUAAAAGGUCACUCUAAAAUCUGCAGUUUUGUCACAUAACACAAUGUUGAGGGAACAUGCAAUUGGCAUGCUGACUGCAGGAAUGUCCACCAGAGCUGUUGCCAGAAAAUGUCAUGUUCAUUUCUCUAGCAUAACAUUUUAGAGAAUUGGGUAGUAUGUCCAACCGGCCUCACAACCGCAGAACACUUGUAACCACGCCAGCCCUCCUCAUCCUGCUUCUUCACCUAAGGGAUCGAGGGGGCUGCUGCUGAGGAGUGUUCCUAUGUUUUACCAUUAACGGGAGGGAGGGUGCUUCUGAGGAGUAUUUUUGUCUGUAAUAAAGCCUUUUUGUGGGGAAAGAACACUGAUUGGCUGGGCCUGGCUCCCAGUGGGUGGGCCUAUGCUCUCCUCCCAGGCCCACCCAUGGCUGUGCCCCUGCCCGGUCAUGUGAUUAGAGCCUAAUUUAUGUAUAUGAACUGUAACUCAGCAAAAUCUUUGAAAUUGUUGCGUUUAUUUGUUUGUUAUGAGAGACACACACAAAAAUACACACUAAAGACAAUCUCCCUUUAAAAACAUCUUUGUGAUAAUGGUAAAACAUUGGAACACUGUUUUUCACUGUGUUGUAGCAACUUGUGACUUUGUACCGCCAGAGGGGUGAAGCUUGCUGUUAACCCCUUCAUUUCUGUGCUAAGCAGCUCCAUAGUACUGGCGUUCCAUUGAACCUGUGGAAGGCCGGGCACCGAAAAGACAACAACAUACCGAUGAGACUCUUGGUCAUAGAAAAUUAUAUCAAAACAUGUUGAAUGAAACACGUUAAAACAAAACCUGUGCUCGGUGUUCAUAUCAUGGUCAUAACUGGCCCCGCCCACCCUACUGCGCAUUGUGACAUAUCUGCCAUGAAACUGUUUCCCUUUUGCACCAUAAUGCAAUGUAUACAGUACUGAACUGUGUGAUGUUUUUCUGGCUCAAAUAGUUUUUCCUGACUUUGUGCUGUGGGCACUGGCCUCUCUCUCUCCCACUGGGCCUGAUGCUUCCAUUCAUUGCGUCGGUGUUCACACAGCCAUGGGAAUGAGAACUACUAUGCGGUUUACUUCAACUCUUCAAAAUAAAUCAAAGGGAAGAAGAGGAGAGAAAUAGUUAUUGAGGGAAGGAUAGUUAACCUUGGAUUAUACUAUAGCCUACCUAACUAGCUAACAGGACAGGAAGAGGGCCUUGAUAUACUUACAAAAACAAAUACUGAAAAAUACAUUAAAAGCCACACACUUUAACAACUAUAUAUGCAGUUUUACAAGAGAAAGAAAUAUGCAUGUCUACUUUCUGGUAAUAUUUUUCACUGUCUGUGUUUACUUGAUUAAAAAAAUGGAAAUCUAUAUGUUACUUGCAUCCUCAAGGUCAAUGAAAAUGUCUCCGUCUCAAAUAUUGAAAUGAAGUGAUAUCACGUUUAAAAAAAAGUACAAAAAAUAAAAUAAAAAAGGUAUAUUUACUUCAUUGUAAUCAUAUAGUAAGGAUACAUAUGACUAUACUCCGUUUUCAUUUGGAUGCUGGAUUUUUGCAUGACCAUAUAAUAAAUAAAACCAUGACUUAAACGAACAA
Molecule: messenger RNA, 5796 nt
Organism: Oncorhynchus nerka (sockeye salmon)
Lineage: Eukaryota; Metazoa; Chordata; Actinopteri; Salmoniformes; Salmonidae
Gene: camk2g2
Product: calcium/calmodulin-dependent protein kinase (CaM kinase) II gamma 2
Exons: 21
Coding region: 240-1877 (545 amino acids)
Biological process (GO): protein phosphorylation
Molecular function (GO): calmodulin binding; ATP binding; calcium/calmodulin-dependent protein kinase activity
Source: RefSeq, a predicted model, not a curated record